Messenger RNA from Dermochelys coriacea (leatherback sea turtle), 2492 nucleotides. RefSeq names its product adhesion G protein-coupled receptor G7 (gene ADGRG7). Gene Ontology annotation, biological process: G protein-coupled receptor signaling pathway; cell surface receptor signaling pathway. The record is from RefSeq and is a predicted model, not a curated record. Bases 1 to 2127 code for a protein of 708 amino acids. Gene Ontology annotation, cellular component: membrane. NCBI's taxonomy places the organism in Eukaryota, Metazoa, Chordata, Testudines, Dermochelyidae. The transcript is spliced from 13 exons. Gene Ontology annotation, molecular function: G protein-coupled receptor activity.
AUGAAACUUGCUGAGACCAUUACUGGACUAGCAAUAAUGACUCUUACAUCUUUGCUGUGUGGAAAUCCCUAUGCCCUUGAAACUACUGUAGAUAUAUGCAAACCAGGAAAGGAGAUACAAAGAGAAACCACAUCUAGAUAUUGUGUUCAGUUCAUGGGCAGCUCAGUAGCAGGUGGUAGAGAACAAACUGGAGGGGAUUUAAAGAACAGAAACAGACAUAUCAAGAGGCUGGAGGAACGAAUUUAUGUUGAAAAAUUAAAAUCUAAUACUAACAUACUCAGUCAAAAUAACUCAGAGAUCAUUUCGUCCAUUGCCAAUAAUACCCAGAUCCUUACUUCUGUGCUGGAGAAACUGACCAUCGAGAACAUCUCUUGUGCUGCUAAUAUUGCAGAGCAGAUUCUGAAAAAGAAUUCUAAGACUGCUACAGUGCCUGCAGUGGCUAUAGUUAGCCAACUUUUGGAUGCUAGAGUGAGUGAAUUGAACUUUGCAAAUGAGACCCUUACUAAUAUUACAGCAGGCCUCACAAAGACGCUGCAAAAUUUCUCUUUGAAUGGCUCUGUUGUUCAGCCCAACAUUGCAGUUCGGAACAUUUUAUUGAAGCCAAAUUCAACUACAGCUUUCUUCUCUGCACAGACAGUAUCAGGAAGUUUACAGUCUGAAAAUAUUUGCGUAGCUGAAAAUUACUCUAAUGAUGCCAACAAUGCAGAAAUUCAAAUACUGGUCAAUGUUACAAAGAACAGUUCAUCUGGAAAUGGACGUAUUGGCUUUGUCUUGUAUCAAAAUGACAAAUUUUUCCAAUCAAAAAAUUACAAGACUCAUUUUAAUCAUACUAAACAAGUUAUCUCUGGCAAUGUUGAUAAUGCAACAGUAAAUUAUGUUGAAAUAGCCUUGAAGCCAAAGUACAAUAAGAUGGAAAUUCUACUGCAUGAUUAUGCAUGUGUCUUUUGGGAUUACGAUGCAAAUGACUGGAACACAACAGGCUGCACAAAAAAAGGAGAAAAGAAAUUGAGAUGCAGCUGUAAUCACACUACUAAUUUUGCUGUAUUAAUGAGCUUCAGGAUCAAUUACAAAUAUGCAAAACCUCUAGAGAUUGUCUCAAACAUUGGUAGUGGAUUCUCCAUUGCUGGUCUGGUUAUUACCAUUCUGUUUCAAAUUCUCACCAGGAAAACACGAAAAUUCUCAGUUACCUGGAUGUUGGUGAGUCUCUGCACAUCAAUGCUGAUUUUCAACAUCAUCUUCAUCUUUGGAAUUGACAACCCAAAUGCCAAUAAUACCAGAAAUUCUUCCAAAACAAACACCGUAAUGGCCUCGGACUGUGAAGAUCCUCCUGAAAAUCCCUUGUGUACUGCUGUAGCUGUCUUGCUGCACUAUUUCUUGUUGGCAACAUUUAUGUGGACAGCGCUCAAUUCUGCACAUUUGUACUUACUGCUGCUUAAAACCCUGAGGCCCAUUCCUGGACACUUCACUUUAAUCAUGUCAAUAAUUGGAUGGGGAGUGCCUGCUGUAGUGGUUGCUAUAACACUUGGAGCUACCUAUAGAAAGGGCAAGCCAUUAAACUACCGACAGGAAGAGUUUUGCUGGCUUGCAGUCCUGGAUGACAAAGGGAAAGUGAGCACAAAAAAGCCCAUGAUAUGGGCAUUCCUUUUGGUUGUGGCAGUCAUCCUUCUGUUUAACAUUAUCAUCUUUGUCAAGAUCACAGUCCUUGUUAUGUGGAAGGAAAACACAAAUCUGACAAGCAAUAAAAAGAAAUCAUUCACAACGAAGAUACUUGGCACUUUAUCUGUAGCUGUAGUGCUUGGAAUCACCUGGGUCCUGGGCUAUAUGAUGCUAAUAAAUCAAGAGACAACAAAUUUUGUCUUCAGCAUUUUGUUCUGUAUUUUCAAUGCCACCCAGGGACUUCAGAUCUGUAUUCUAUACACUUUCAGAUCACCAAUCUUCAAGAAAAAGGUUACUGAGAUGUUUUCUUUUGUCUCACUGCCGGAUAUACCGAUUUACCUGCAUUCGAAGACUUAUUAUCUUUUAAAAUUCCGUUCUAAAAAAAACAUAUAUGAGACCUUCAAACCAUCUGAGACCUUUUCAGAAGAAACCUCCUUUUCCAGCAAUGAUCAGACACCUACGAAGAAUUAAAAUGUAAAAUCGCAGCUUUCUGAGUUUGUUCUAGAGAGAGAUCAUUGGUGACCACCACUCCUGCAACAAGCGCUGGGCACAGAUCAGAAGACAGUAGGACAGCUACCAAAAAUGUAAGGCAGGAUAACAGCUGUGCAGAGCCUAUAUGUGGCACUUUAAUUGUACACAACUAAGAAAGUUCUUACAAGGGAAUUUGAAGGUCAUUACAAUAUUGCACAAAAUAGAAGGGUGUUGAUCUGACUUAGUCAUGUCUGUCUGUUCUCCCAGAUAUAUCUGUUCCUGGCCUAUCUAAUAUACUCUGUCCAAAGGUAGUCUCUUUUCCCUUUUAUAAGUAAUUCCCGUUUAACUAAAAAACAUAAGCAAAA